AAAGCAGUGAGUUUAUUAUUUCCAGUGGUGGUUUUGCUUCAUAUAUUUUCAGAUCUACAUUUCAAAGCUGCAGCUACAUCGAAACCAGAAAUAAUUUAAACAGGAAGAGGAAGUUCUGACCUACCUACCUAUCUUAGUUGUAUUUCAGUCUGAUGCUCAGUCAGUCAGCACUGAGACAACAUGGAGGUCACAGCUCUCUGCCUCAGACUGAUGAUGGAUGUGUUGGUCCUGCUGGCUGCACAAAGCCACAGUCACUUUGUUCAGACAGCUGACACUGCUUUCCCUCGUGUUGUUCCAGACAGACUGCAGUUUUAUGAAUACGACACAGUCUCGAUAAGCUGUGAGGAGAUCGAUACAUUUUCUAAGUGGAGAGUGAUGAGGAAAAUCAAUAAAACAGUUCAAACAAAUUCUUCUGACUGCAACACACCAGCACCAUCCUGCACAAUUUAUCCAGCCUUUGAAAGACACAGUGGAGAGUACUGGUGUGAGAACGAAGCAGGAGAGAGGAGCAGUGCUGUCAACAUCACCAUCACUGCUGGUUUUGUGAUCCUGGAACUUCCUCCUCGUCCUGUGAUGGAGGGAAACGAUGUGACUCUACACUGUAAAAACAAGAAAACAGAGUCACAGCACAUAGCUGAUUUCUACAAAGACGGUUCCAGUCUCGGGACCUCUUAUGACAGCAACAUGACCAUCCGAAAUGUCUCCAAGUCUGAUGAAGGACUCUACAGGUGCAGCAUCUCUGGAGCAGGAGAAUCACCAGAGAGCUGGCUGACCGUUUUAAAGAAAAAUGAAGAACCUUAUGGAGAGACUCCUCUCACCCACAGUCAGUCCCUGAAUCCUCUCACCCUGCUCUGGACUGUUGCAGUUUCAUUAGUGGCUCUGCUGCUGUUGAUAAUGGGCCUGCUUCUCUGUAGGAAACACCAAGUAUCUGUCUGUUUUUCAUCUGGAAAAACAAAACCAGGUUCACACUCACAUGAGGAUCACACAGUAUCUGUAUCAAAUGCAGCUGAUUCCACCGAUGUGACAUACGCUGUUGUUAAAACCCACAGGAAGAAGAGAGAGACCGACGGGUCCAGAGCAGGUACAGAGGAGAAUGUCAUCUACUCUCAGGUCACCUUCAGGCCACCGACACCGGACUAAAGGACAGAGGAGAUGAAGAGACGCUCUGUUCAAAGCUCUGCUGAUGUAUGUUAAUGUUUUCAUGUUUGCAAGGGAGGCAGGUCAUACCAUACAAUCACAGUGAUGCUGCAGGAAAGACUGCUAACUACAUGUUUUUCUUUGCUGUAAGAGAGUCAAUCUUUCAGCAGUGGCUUUAGUUCAACUUCAGAGAAAAAUCCCCAGAAAACAGGUUUUGAAGUUGUAUAGAAACUUGUCUAAGAGCAGGAAAUGUUUCAGUUCUUUAAAAAGAGAAAGGUUAGAGUCAGGUGUUCGUGUCAGUUCCUCGUGGUUAAAUGAUGAGGUCUUCUUUCUAAAGCAGCCACAAUCACAGAGUGUAACCUCUACAGCCACAGAGGACUGUUAUAUUGUGGAAAACAUUUUUUAAAAAGCCUACACCAUGAAAUUAAAAUAAUUUAAAGCAGUCAAGCGGUUUAUAUUAACCUUCAUCAGUCUUCAUCUGGGGCCUUUGCUUUCGUCACAUCAUCAGUGUCUAAGAUGAGCAGUUUGUUAACAGUUGAAGCACAUUGUUCCAUCUGUUCACACAUCUGAUGCGAUGCGGUUUUAAAAAAAGACAAAGCUGCUGCACUGUGGUCAGUUACCAACAUGAUGCUGUUGUAUCUAUCUGUAUGUUUCCAUAUUAAACCACUGACAUCAGUUCCCCGUCUGCUCACUAAUGCUAACCUGUGGCUUGGUCAUCAGCGCUUCCGACAGAGAGACCUCAAACCACAUUCAGUUUAACACAGAGCUCUGACACAGAGCGCUCAGCUCAGGUUCAACUCAGGGUAACUGACAAAUUAAAUCACAUGAUAAUCUCGUCUACUAUGAGCCCUUUGGGUUUCAUCACACUUCAGUACAGACGUGGACAGCAGACGUACAAUGACCUCCUGACAGAGAGGAAAACCACUUUGGCGUUUGAAAGAGUAUAUAGCACAAGUACAGUCGGCACAAAAGGUCUGUGUAGACCCUCAUGGACCUGAGCUGAUGACAACAUUUCCGACUGACCUGAUGAAUGCUUUUCAUAUUUUGGGGAGUCUGCAAUGUUUCAUUGUCUCUACAGUACAUGAGUACAUGCCUCUCCAUCAACACUGCCAACUCUAAAUCCACUGAAUGCUGCUGUGCAGUAAAAUCCUGAGCAUAAAUUCAGUGAUGGAAAUCUAUACAUUUCCAUUUAAGUAAUGUAAUGGAGGUUACACACCAAAGCGUGCAGAAGAGGAGUCGUGUUUUACAGCUUUUAAAGGGAGUAUUUUUAUUUCAUGUUUUGUAAUUGUUGUGUUUAUCUCAUGACACUUCUGAUUACUUGAUGCUCAUUGUCAUUCUGUUAUAGUUGUAUAUACAUAUACACCAUACUUGUUUUACAGGAUUAUCUGCAGCUGUAAAAUAUUUCACCACUUCCAAGCCUGAGGGACCAUUGAUGGUUCAGUGCUGCCACCUACUGUUCUAACAUUGUAGCAACUUAUGUUUUAUGCUUUGUACAGUGCUUUAUAUCAAUACUAUACAUUAUUCACAAUUAAAAUAUUAUUUUAAUACUGUACCCAUGAUUCUGAUGUUUUGUAUACAUUU
This is a messenger RNA of Lates calcarifer (barramundi perch), 2718 nucleotides long. Its product is annotated as high affinity immunoglobulin gamma Fc receptor I. Bases 181 to 1140 code for a protein of 319 amino acids. Gene Ontology annotation, biological process: cell surface receptor signaling pathway. NCBI's taxonomy places the organism in Eukaryota, Metazoa, Chordata, Actinopteri, Centropomidae. The record is from RefSeq and is a predicted model, not a curated record. Gene Ontology annotation, molecular function: transmembrane signaling receptor activity. The transcript has 9 exons.